AUGCACAUGUUGAGAUCUGUGUUGACUACAAAUCCAACGUACUCCAAGGUCCUUCCGUCAGUCGCAUCAUAUCUUCCCCGAAUCUCCAAACCAGCGUCGAUUCUAGCCAUCAGGACAAUGUCCAAAACGGAAAACGAAUGGCGAGCAAUCUUAACUCCCGAACAAUUCAGGGUGUUGAGGCAAAAGGGCACAGAGGCACCCUACGUGGGCAAGUACAAUAGCACACCCGCCUCGGACACCGGUGUAUACGAAUGCGCCGCGUGCCAACAGCCACUCUACAAGGCCAACACCAAGUUCAAGUCUCAUUGCGGCUGGCCUGCUUUUUAUGAGGCGUUGCCGGGCGCGUUGAAGAUUCACAGAGAUACCAGCCAUGGCAUGGUUAGAGAAGAGAUAGUUUGCUCAAAUUGCGAUUCCCACAUGGGGCAUAUUUUCAAAGGCGAGGGGUACGACACACCGACCGACGAGAGACAUUGCGUUAAUAGCAUUUCUCUCCAGUUCAACCCGGACGAGAAGAAGUAG
Lodderomyces beijingensis is the source of this 519-nucleotide messenger RNA. NCBI's taxonomy places the organism in Eukaryota, Fungi, Ascomycota, Pichiomycetes, Serinales, Debaryomycetaceae. The record is from the annotation of a GenBank genome assembly.